This is a messenger RNA of Salvelinus sp. IW2-2015, 644 nucleotides long. Its product is annotated as octapeptide-repeat protein T2-like. The record is from RefSeq and is a predicted model, not a curated record. NCBI's taxonomy places the organism in Eukaryota, Metazoa, Chordata, Actinopteri, Salmoniformes, Salmonidae.
CUACGGGUAUAAGGCACAAGGCAGAGACCCAGAGGCAGAGACCCAGAGGCAGAGACCCAGAGGCAGAGACCAGGCAGAGACCAGAGCAGAGCCCAGAGGCAGAGACCACAGCAGGGACCAGAGGCAAGCCAGGGCAGGACCGAGGCAGAGACAGCAGAGACCCAGAGCAGAGACCCAGAGGCAGAGACCCAGAGGCAGAGACCCAGAGCAGAGACCAGAGGCAGAGAACCCAGAGCAGAGACCAGAGCAGAGACCCGAGCAGGGGACCCAGAGGCAGGGACCCAGAGGCAGAGACCCAGAGGCAGAGACCCAGAAGGCAGGACCCAGAGGCAAGAGACCCAGAGGCAGGACCCCAGAAGGCAGACCCAGAGGCAGAACCCAGAGGCAGAGAGACCAGAGGCAGAGACCCAGAGGCAGAGACCCAGAGGCAGGGACCCAGAGGCAGGGACCCAGAGCAGAGGACCCAGAGGCAGAGACCCAAGGCAGAGACCAAGAGGCAGAGACACGGGAGGCAGACAGCGGAGGCAGACAUGGAGGCAGAGACCCCCAGAGGCACAGACACCCAGAGGCAGGGACCCAGAGGCAGACACGGGAGGCAGAGACCCAGAGGCAGAGACCCAGAGGCAGAUGGUUUGAGUCUUUGA